AUGGGUGGAUUAUGUCAAAAACAAAAAAAAACUGUAUCACCAAAUCCGAUCAUGAAUGACAAUAACACGACCAUGACAUCAUCGAAUGCUAUUCAACCAAGGCGACACAUAGUUCAAAAUUAUUCACUCGUCUGGUUAGAUGAGUGUAUGGAAGAAACAAACGAAGAUUAUCAAGAUAUUUUGACACAAUUAAAAACCAUUACUGACAAUGUCAACGUCUUUAAGCGACGAGAUUUAUGCAUCGACUAUCUUACAGAUACUCAAGAAGACAUCAAGUCUUUUCUUGUUGUCAAGGAUACUGUGUGUCAACAAAUAAUGCCCCUCAUUCAUGAUAUUCCUCAGGUGUAUGGUAUUUAUAUCUUGAAUGAUACUAAAAUCCUACCUGAAGAAUUGACAAAAAAAUGGCAAAAAAUCAAGAGUGUUCAUACCAACAUCGAUGACUUAUGCCAAAAGAUACAAUUGGGUAUUAAACAAUACCAUCAAGACUCAAUUGCUGUGAGCUUUAUCUCGGUCGAUGACAUGAUGCCAGCUAAUAAUUUAAACCAGUUGGAACCCACAUUUAUGUACACUCAAAUAUUUAAGGAUAUUCUUCUUGAUAUGGAGCAUGGUAAACAGGCCAUCGCAGAAUUUGCUGCGUACUGCCGCAGAAAUAAUUCCGGAUCACCAAUCAAUAUCAAUCGUUUUGAAAGUGAAUACCAUACUCAAUCACCUAUUAGCUGGUAUACUUCUCCCACAUUUAUUUAUUCUAUGCUGAAUGAUGCUCUUCGUUUUAUGGAAGGCGGUACCAUUAUUAGUAUGGGUUUUUUUAUUCGUGAUCUUCACCAACAAAUCCUACAACUACACCAACAACAGGUCAAUACUUAUCAUGGCAAAUCAUUCAUAGUUUACCGCGGACAAGGUCUAUCCAAAGCAAAUUUUGAAAAACUUCAAAAAACAGAAGGUGGUUUAAUGUCUUUCAACAACUUUUUAUCCACUAGUACAGAACCAGACCUACCUCUCGGAUUUGCUUUAAGUGCGUUGGACAAUUUAGACACAGUAGGUAUUCUUUUCAAGAUGUUAAUUGAUCCUCAUGUUACAUCAGCACCAUUUGCCUCCAUCAAAGAGGAAAGUCCUUUCAAUAAAGAAGAGGAAAGUUAUUCCAAUAAAGAAGACGAAAUACUCUUCUCAAUGCACACCGUCUUUCGAGUGAUUGCAAUCAAAAAAAUGGGCAAUGAACUUUAUGAAGUUCAAUUACAAUCGACAUCGGAUGAUGAUGAACAACUACGAUUACUUACUAAUCGGAUACGAGAAGAAGCUAGUGGUGGUACUGGAUGGCAGAGAUUAGGUGGCUUAUUGCUUAAAAUUGGUCAGUUUAAUAAAGCUGAAGAGCUUUAUAAUGGAUUACUCGAACAGACGUCUGAUGAGGGUGAAAAGGGGGUUUAUUAUAAUCAGCUUGGAGGUGUUCAUUUGAAUCAAGGUGAUUAUGAAAAGGCUAUUUGCUAUUUCGAACAAGGACUUGAAAUCGGUCAAAAAACUCUUUCUUCAAAUCAUCCUGAUUUGGCUAGUUCAUACGGCAACAUCGGUAGUGUCUAUACAAAGAUGGGAAAGUACUCGAAAGCACUUUCAUUUCACGAAAAAGCACUUGAAAUUUGUCAAAAAAUUCUUCCUUCAAAUUAUCAUGUACUGACUACUUCAUACAACAAUAUCGCCGGUGUGUAUACAAAGAUGGGAGAGUACCCGAAAGCACUUUCAUUUUAUGAAAAAGACCUUGAAAUUUGCCAAAAAAUUCUUCCUUCAAAUCAUCCUGAUUUGGCUACUUCGUACAACAACAUCGCUGAUGUGUAUUAUAACAUGGGAGAGCACUCGAAAGCAUUUUUGUUUCACAAAAAAACACUUGAAAUUCAGCAAAAAAGUCUUCCUCCGAAUCAUCCUGAUUUGGCUGCUUCAUACAACAACAUUGCCGGUGUGUGUGACAAGAUGGGAGAAUCCUCGAAAGCACUUCCAUUUCACGAAAAAGCACUUGAAAUCUUUGAAAAAACUCUUCCUUCAAAUCAUCCUUCAUUGGCCACUUCAUACAACAACAUCGGUUUGAUGUAUAGCAACAUGGGAGAAUAUUCGAAAGCACUUUCAUCACACGAAAAAGCACUCGCAAUUCGAAAAAGAACUCUUUCUUCAAAUCAUCCCGAUUUGGUUAUUUCAUACAACAACAUCGGUAUUGCGUAUAGAAAUAUGGAAGAAUACUCGAAAGCACUUUCGUUUUAUGAAAAAGCACUUGAGAUUUGUCAAAAAGCUCUUCCUUCAAAUCAUCCUUCAUUGGCUACUUCAUACAACAACAUCGCUAGGGUGUAUUACAGUAUGAAAGACUAUUACAAAACACUUUCAUAUUAUGAACGUGCUCUUGACAUAUUACAACAUGCAUUACCUCCAACUCAUCCUCAUAUAAAAAGUGUGAUGAAUAGUAUUGAAGUUGUCAAAAAGAAAUUAUAA
Molecule: messenger RNA, 2466 nt
Organism: Adineta steineri
Lineage: Eukaryota; Metazoa; Rotifera; Eurotatoria; Adinetida; Adinetidae
Source: the annotation of a GenBank genome assembly